AUGUGCGCGUGCCGCCAGUACCCAUGUGCGCGUGCCGCCAGUGCCCAUGUGCGCGUGCCGUCAGUACCCAUGUGCGCGUGCCGUCAGUACCCAUGUGCGCGUGGCGUCAGUGCCCAUGUGCGCGUGCCGUCAGUGCCCAUGUGCGCGUACCGUCAGUACCCAUGUGCGCGUGCCGUCAGUACCCAUGUGCGCGUGCCGUCAGUGCCCAUGUGCGCGUGCCGUCAGUGCCCAUGUGCGCGUACCGUCAGUACCCAUGUGCGCGUGCCGUCAGUACCCAUGUGCGCGUACCGUCAGUACCCAUGUGCGCGUGCCGUCAGUGCCCAUGUGCGCGUACCGUCAGUGCCCAUGUGCGCGUGCCGUCAGUGCCCAUGUGCGCGUACCGUCAGUACCCAUGUGCGCGUGCCGUCAGUACCCAUGUGCGCGUGCCGUCAGUGCCCAUGUGCGCGUACCGUCAGUACCCAUGUGCGCGUCCCGUCAGUGCCCAUGUGCGCGUGCCGUCAGUGCCCAUGUGCGCGUGCCGUCAGUACCCAUGUGCGCGUGCCGUCAGUACCCAUGUGCGCGUACCGUCAGUACCCAUGUGCGCGUGCCGUCAGUGCCCAUGUGCGCGUACCGUCAGUACCCAUGUGCGCGUACCGUCAGUACCCAUGUGCGCGUGCCGUCAGUGCCCAUGUGCGCGUGCCGUCAGUGCCCAUGUGCGCGUACCGUCAGUACCCAUGUGCGCGUGCCGUCAGUACCCAUGUGCGCGUGCCGUCAGUGCCCAUGUGCGCGUACCGUCAGUACCCAUGUACCCAUGUGCGCGUGCCGCCAGUACCCAUGUGCGCGUGCCGCCAGUGCCCAUGUGCGCGUGCCGCCAGUGCCCAUGUGCGCGUGCCGCCAGUGCCCAUGUGCGCGUGCCGUCAGUGCCCAUGUGCGCGUGCCGUCAGUGCCCAUGUGCGCGUGCCGUCAGUGCCCAUGUGCGCGUGCCGUCAGUGCCCAUGUGCGCGUGCCGUCAGUACCCAUGUGUGCGUGCGUCAGCACCUGCGUAUGUGCAGGUGA
Molecule: messenger RNA, 1035 nt
Organism: Procambarus clarkii (red swamp crayfish)
Lineage: Eukaryota; Metazoa; Arthropoda; Malacostraca; Decapoda; Cambaridae
Source: RefSeq, a predicted model, not a curated record